This is a messenger RNA of Fusarium coffeatum, 1470 nucleotides long. RefSeq lists its product as uncharacterized. NCBI's taxonomy places the organism in Eukaryota, Fungi, Ascomycota, Sordariomycetes, Hypocreales, Nectriaceae. Gene Ontology annotation, molecular function: procollagen-proline 4-dioxygenase activity; L-ascorbic acid binding; iron ion binding. Gene Ontology annotation, cellular component: endoplasmic reticulum. The coding region runs from base 1 to 1470 and encodes 489 amino acids. The transcript is spliced from 2 exons. The record is from RefSeq and is a predicted model, not a curated record. Gene Ontology annotation, biological process: peptidyl-proline hydroxylation to 4-hydroxy-L-proline.
AUGUCAAAGACAAAGUCCAAGAAGCGCAAGCAAAAUGCCCAAGCGGCAGCCCAAUCCGACAACCCUCGAAAAAUCGCAAAGACAACAACUCCCUCCAUACCGACGCCUCCUCCCGAUGGCACCGCGACGACCUUUGAGCCAAAGAACCUCCAUACCGUCGUGUCGGAAGAAGAACUUGAGAUUACAAUUGAUACGCUCAAUUCGCUUGCUCAGUAUCCUGGCUUGAUCAAGUCGAAGCUGUGCAAGGAUCUGAGAGUUGCGGUUUACGACUUUCGACAGGCUUGUACCACGGGUGUCAAUGCUGCUGGCUCGAAUCUUACGGCGCAGGUUACUGCUGCUCUUGCCGAUCGGAAAUACACUGAGGCGAGAGUUCUUCUUGCUGAGAUGAAGAUUCGGGGCGAGCAGCCUAAGCUUGGUGCUCUGUGUCGAUGGGUGCGAGAUCUGGAUGUUAUCAGCGGUCUGUCGACUGUGCCGGAUCAGCAGGGUCUUGUCAAGCGCUCAGAGAGGGAAGAGACUCUCAUCAAGGUCAUUGAUGCUGUCUUGAGGGUUUGUGGUCAUGAAGACCGAAACCCCAAGGCUGUCGAGCAACCCUCUGCAAUUGCCCUGCAAGAGAUCUGGGAUCUUCGCCCUGAUACACCCACAGAACAAGUCUACGCCACCGUCCUCGACGGUAGUCUUGUCGCUUCCGCCCCCGAUUCUCUCAAGAAGAACCUCCGCAUCAUCGAGACAACACCCGGUCCUGAACGCAAGCCUCCCAACCACCACGACGCCAUCCUAUACGCCUCCACACCCGACGCCGUUCCUCUGUCCACCACCCCGCCACCGACUACACAUACACCACACCCUGUCGUGCCUGGUCUCAGUGUAGCUACGCAGGUUCUUUACCCUGAGGAGUGCAAGGCUAUCAUCGCUGCUGGCGAGAGCGUCAACUUCGUUCCUGAUGCGCCGCUGCGUGAGGAUGGAGACAUUAGCAUUCUGGCGCACAACUUUUAUUGGGUUGUGGACCAAACCUUCCACGAUACACUUUGGUCGCGCAUUAAGCCGUUUGUGCCAGCAGUGAUGAACGGUCGAUUGGCCAGAGGCGUCAACCGCCGUUUCCGAGUCUAUCGCUAUGUCCCAGGAGCAGAGUACCGAGCACACAUCGACGGCGCAUGGCCCCCGAGCGGCAUCACCAAGGAAGACAAAUACGUAUACGAUAACUCGCCCGUCGAAAAGAAGCAGAGCUCGCUGUUCACCUUCUUGAUCUACCUCAACCAAGACUUCGAGGGCGGCGAAACCACAUACUUCUUACCGGCAGCCCGCGAAGGAGUGCUGAACGCAUACCCUGUCCGUCCAAUCAUGGGCGGUGCAGCCAUCUUCCCACAUGGCGAGAUCAAUGCUACGCUGCAUGAAGGUACUGGUGUACGAAGUGGAGCGAAAUAUGUCAUUCGAACAGAGAUUGAGUACGAUGUUGAGCCGUCGGAGAUCUAG